AUGGUCCGAAGAACACAUAAAAAGUCUCGAAAUGGCUGUAUUGAAUGCAAGCGCCGUCACAUGAAGUGUGAUGAACAACGACCAAUAUGCUCCAAUUGUAUCAGCUCACAGCGACAUUGUGAAUUUUUAGAGGCUGUUCCCAUCGAGCAGUCCUCUCGCAGCGUUAGAAGUGAAACUGCCACGGCAUCAUCUGCCGUUGGAUCACCAGCCGUGACCUCCUCACCCGGCCAAGAACCCAACAAUAGUCCCGAAGAUGCUCCCGUUAAUAUGCUCCACGUGGAGCUUGUUCACAAUCUCUCUUCAGAAACAAUGGCCACACUCAAUAGUCCGAAUAAUUUCUCUGGUAUUUCAUUCCAGCAAAUACUGCGGUAUGGCCUCAGUGCUCCCUAUCUCAUGAACGAGCUUCUAUCUCUGAGUGCUUUGCAUCUUAGCAUCACCAGACCCGAACAGCGGAGUUUAUACCGACACCAUUCUACUCAGCUUCAGAAUUAUGCGCUGAGCUCAUUCAAAAACUUUUCAACACAAAUCAAUGACGAAAAUUACGUUUCAAUCUUUUUAUUCGCUGGUAUUCUCGGGAUGCACAUGCUCUGCGAGACACUAGUAUAUCGAGAGAAUGACUUUGAGAGCUUUCUUGACCAGUUUGUUCAGUACACUGUACUCCAUCAUGGGGUCCGCACUAUCGCAGGCGGGGGAAGAUGGCAACUUUUGCAACAAACAGAAUUAAAACCCCUCUUGGAGCUUGGAGAAAGGAUGCCUUCGGCGGAUGCAAGUCUGGGUUCUGUUUGCCAGGUGCUUUUGGAUCGUAUCAAAGGUCUUGGUCACGAUGAAAAUAUUGAAAAGACAUACCAACAGGCUAUCCAGGCGUUGCAGUCAGCCAUUACUGUGGUUGACAGACAAAUCCCAGGGUCCAACUGCCUAGAUGUUCUUAUUGCAUGGCCAGUGCUUGUUCCUCGCGAAUACAUUGAUCUGGUUGCGCAGAGGAAGGGUGAGGCGUUGGUUAUAUUGGCGCAUUUUGGCGCCCUGGUUGAUACCCACAAACACUCAUGGAUAUUCUGUGAUGGUGGAAAGUAUCUGGUUGAAUCAAUCAGCCAGUAUCUUGGGCCCCAGUGGGAAGAAUGGCUUCAUUGGCCACAACAAUCCCUGGUAGUGACAAACUCUGUACAAUAG
This is a messenger RNA of Penicillium vulpinum, 1167 nucleotides long. RefSeq names its product Zn(II)2Cys6 transcription factor domain-containing protein. NCBI's taxonomy places the organism in Eukaryota, Fungi, Ascomycota, Eurotiomycetes, Eurotiales, Aspergillaceae. The transcript has 2 exons. Gene Ontology annotation, molecular function: zinc ion binding; DNA-binding transcription activator activity, RNA polymerase II-specific. The record is from RefSeq and is a predicted model, not a curated record. Gene Ontology annotation, biological process: regulation of transcription by RNA polymerase II. The coding region runs from base 1 to 1167 and encodes 388 amino acids.